Messenger RNA from Malassezia pachydermatis, 2337 nucleotides. RefSeq lists its product as hypothetical. The record is from RefSeq and is a predicted model, not a curated record. Bases 1 to 2337 code for a protein of 778 amino acids. Gene Ontology annotation, biological process: DNA damage response. Gene Ontology annotation, cellular component: cytoplasm; nucleus. The transcript has 6 exons. Gene Ontology annotation, molecular function: pyridoxal phosphate binding; phosphatase activity. Lineage: Eukaryota; Fungi; Basidiomycota; Malasseziomycetes; Malasseziales; Malasseziaceae.
AUGCGCUACGUCCCCGAAGUAGCUCGGUACAAUGUUGCCAUGAAAAAUACGUUUGCACACGAAACGGCUGUCAAACGCUGGCCGACCAUCCUCACACAAGUGGUCGAUGGCCUUUUUCGACAGUGUCAUGAUCUAUCGAACGAAGCGUCGAUGACCGGCAAAGUCGAAGAGGGCAAGAGUAUUAUCGAAAAGAUAUCUGGUCUCAAGUACGAGCUCACACGCGACCGGCCACUCAAUACGCUGAAUGUAACUGCGGACAACGCAUCCACGUUAGGAAACAGCAAGGCGCCUACGACGGAAUCGUAUGAUGCUGUGAUUUCUUCUACGCAGCCCAGCUGGCACAACGCAGACUGGCUCUUUACAGAGUGCUAUUUGUAUCGUCGUCUUCGGCUCUUGUUUGAAACGUCGAAAAACUGGCAGGAUUACGAUCCUUUUAUGCAGUCUAAGGUCGAUACAUUCCGUGCCUCUGGUCGGGGAAUUCAUGCUUGUGCUACAUGGAUCGAAGAAUUGUUGUCAAAGUCUAGCAACUACAAGGCCUCUGAGCCUGGCACUGAUGUUCUGUUUCAAGAACUUAUGUCCUCCUCGCUCUGGGGGAAUGCCACUGAUUUGAGCUUGCUGACGAAUGUUGAUUACACGCAUCUGCAAAAACUACAAGCGACGUCUCACGAAGAACGUUCUGCGAAAGCAGCUCAUCUUCUUGUGAACGACCUCCCCAAGGUAUGGAACAAAGUACGAACGAUCCAAGAAGGCCGUGUUGAUAUUGUGCUGGACAAUGCGGGCUUUGAGCUCAUCACUGAUUUGCUCCUGGCCGACUUUUUGCUGACGUUGCGUGCGCCUAUUGCUACUGCGUCUAAGGGGCGAAGUGACGAGCUUGAAAAGCGUGUAUCUAGAGUGAAGGAGCGUAUUUCAAACGUGUGCAAGCAAGCGCAAGUGAAGAAGGAGCCACGCUUCCUGGCCGUGUCAAAACUCCAUCCCCCUUCUGAUAUUAUGAGCGUGUACGAGCGCACAGGACAGCGUCAUUUUGGUGAGAACUAUGUACAAGAGCUCGUGGAAAAGUCCCAAGUUUUGCCGGAGGAUAUUCAGUGGCACUUUAUCGGUGGCCUGCAGAGCAACAAGGCCAAGCUCUUAGGAGCUGUGCCGAACUUGUACCUGGUUGAGUCUGUGGACUCGGAAAAGCUGGCGAUGGGCCUACAAAAAGCCGUGGCUAAGUCAGAAAAUGCGGCACGGCGUACACAGCCGCUCAACAUCUUCAUUCAGGUGAAUACGAGCGGGGAGGAAGGUAAGAGUGGUCUCCCAGCCAUGACGGAGCCAUGGUCUGGCGAGGGCGAGAAACCUGUGCUGCUCGCUGUGGCGCAGAAAGUUAUGCUGUCAUGCCCUCAUCUGCGCUUUCAGGGCCUCAUGACCAUUGGUUCGCUGUCCAAUAGCCAGGCAUCGCAAGGGGCAAGCCACCGCAACCCCGAUUUUGAUGUAUUGGUGGCCUCCCGGAAGCACUUGUCCGAGGCCUUGCGGCGUGAUACUGCGUUUACCCAGCAAUUGGCUUCGACCAAGUGGUGGACACCGUCUGGCGAGGUAUCGGGCGUGUAUGAAGACUUGUCAGAUACGAGUUUGGAGUUGAGUAUGGGCAUGUCGUCCGAUUUGGAAGCGGCGAUUCGUAUAGGCAGUACCAAUGUGCGCAUUGGCAGCGACUGUUUCGGAUCUCGUUCUUCCAAUGCGGUGGCUGCCGAUGUGCGUGCCGCUGAGAUGAAGCGCUAUGAAGAUAUGACUGUGGUGAAAGAAGUGGUAUUCCAUCCUAAGACCAUGCCUUGGUUUGUCAGUGAUACGUGUGUGAAGGAUGUGUGGUUCACCUUGGACCAGCUUUUGGCCGAGGAUUUCUUUACAGGUAACCACGCUGUGCCUUCUAUGACGCCUAUUCACUCCAUGGCACGUCGUUGGCGCGAGCACUUUGAUGCUGGGCGAUUCCGUUUGUCGAUGCCCAGCGAUGCACCGCUCGGCGCGAGCGUUGGACCACUUGGCGACUUUUGGACGCAGCCGGAGAGCUAUGGGCACCUUCCUGAAGCGGCUCCUGCCUUGUUGGCUGAGCUGCAAUCUUCCGAUCUUGUGAUUUUCAAAGGGGACUUGAACUAUCGGAAAUUGACGCAGGACGCCAUGUGGCCGCCAGAGACACCUUUCGAGAAAGCGCUCGGGUCGCUAGCUGGUCUUAUUGACUUGGUGGCGCUCCGGACAUGCAAAGCGGAUGUCAUUGUGGGCCUGAAAGAGGGCCAAGCGGAGGCAAUGGACCAGCGUGAUGCGUCUUGGCGUGCAAAUGGCGCUUGGGCCGGGCGUGCGCAGUCGCGCUAA